Molecule: messenger RNA, 2527 nt
Organism: Centruroides sculpturatus (bark scorpion)
Lineage: Eukaryota; Metazoa; Arthropoda; Arachnida; Scorpiones; Buthidae
Product: heparan sulfate 2-O-sulfotransferase pipe-like
Exons: 9
Coding region: 1097-2374 (425 amino acids)
Cellular component (GO): membrane
Molecular function (GO): sulfotransferase activity
Source: RefSeq, a predicted model, not a curated record
UCUCGCGUCUCGGGGCCGCUGGGGAAAGAGAAAGGGUCGGGGUCGUCCUUUCGCUUAAAACGGGCGACGGGCGGAGGGAGGAGUCGGAACCGUCGGUCGGCUUUCCGCCUUCUCCUUGUCCCUUAUUUCGUCCUUUCCGUCCUUUUCCGAAAUUUCCUUCCGGUGGAAAUGGAGAAAAUCUUUUCGGUCGUGUCUCCCGGCAGAUGCGGCGUGGCCCCGGGCCGCUUUUCUUUUCGGAAGACGGCCUCCGACUCUCCUUCUUUCCGGACGGCAAUUCCCGAGAGCCGAGAGUAAUUAACCAAUUAAGAGGCGAAGCGUCGAGAGAAUUACGUGGCCCGGGUCGGUCCGGCCUUUAGUCCUAUCGAAAAUCCGUUUCUUCCCGCUAGUCGGGGCGAAAGAGGGCCCCGACCACCGGGAAUCCGGCCUCCACCCGCGUCCAAACCAUUUACCCACUACGACGUCACUUUCUUCCGGAACGUUUUCCGCCCCGUUCUUUCCGGCGGCGGAAGUCGAGCGAAGGACCGACCCGACUUCCGCUUCUUCCGCCAGAGACGGGUUUCCGACCCUUUUCCAGGGGACUAGGUCGGUCCCCGACUCGGCCCGGCGGAUAAAACUUACCGACGCCCACGGCGGGCGUAGGGCGAGCGCGUCCGACAUCUACGUGGGCGAGAUCCGGUUUUCGAUAGAAAGUCCUCCGGGGAGGCCAACAUUCCGCCCCGUGGCGGUCCGGUACCGUUAUUCCGCAAUUCCGGCGUUCGACCCUUCCCUCUCCGUCUUUUUCCGGGCCAAACGCCUUCUUUCCGGCGAAGGAAGAAAUCCUCCGGCCUUUUCUUCGUUUUCAUAAAUUUAGUGGCGACCACCCUUUUUCGGUUUCUUCGCACCGGCGCAAACAAUUAUGAGAAAGGUUUGCGAUGUAGGGAAACUUUAAAUACCGUAACGGAAACAGUUAAUUUAGCUUUCCUUCCGAAUGCCUGGUUUUCCGUAACACGUAAAUCCGUAGGGAGAUAAUUGCGGCUUUACGCUGGUAAGAAAGACAUUUUCUUUUCGUUCCGAUCUUAACUUCAGGGCGAAAAAAGGCGCGAUAAACCCGGAGUAAAUGUCGGGGAGUGUCUGCCAGAAAUCGCAGGGCGCAUUUCGUUCGCCACUUGUUCCCCUCCGCCGACCCCGUUUCUCCCCGUCCGGACGGGAGAAAACGAAAAGCGCGGUUCGUCGCCACCCGUUUUGCUGGUUGCCGCGAAAAAAUCGCCGGUCCGACCCGGUUAGAGACUGCGCCGCAGACGGGUUCCGCCGCGUCACCUCCGGUCGGGAUGCCGACGCCGUCGGUGGACCGAGACGCCAGGAGAUCGUCGUUUCCGGAUCCCAACUUCCGAUGGGGAAGACGUCGCCCGGGGGAAGAGAGUCGACCGCUCGAGGUUCCUGGUCCCGGUUGGCCACCGGAAUUUUUCUGGCCGGCGCGUCGUUGUACGCCAUCUUCACCUUGGCCACUCUACCCGUUUACCGGUCGGACGGCCACGGACCGCUGGGCGGUUGCGACUGUCCCCCGGACCCGGGAACCGGCGGGGAGGAGAUCCGCCCGGACGGGGGCAGACUGUUGUACAACCGGGUGCCCAAGUGCGCCAGCACCACCCUCUACACGCUGAUGAGGAAGCUGUCCGUCCUCAACCGCUACGUCCACUACAACUCCAAGGUGUACGACAAGAAGAUGAUCGACCCGUCCGAACAGAGUAGAUUCGUCCGCCGAGUGGCCGACACUCCGGCCCCCUGCAGUUUCGACAGACACAUCUUCUUCGUCAACUUCACCAGGUUCGGACGAUCGCCUCCCGUCUACAUCAACCUGAUCAGGGAUCCGGUGGAGAGGAUCAUCUCGUCUUACUACUAUCGGCGUCUGGCGGCCAGGAACAGUCGAGGGAAAACCGCCAAACCCAGCAGCUACUGGCUGAAUAAAAAAUUCAGGCACUGCGUGGCCAACGCCGAUCCCGAGUGCAGUUUCGUCGACGGCCAAAGUUACGGAGUUCUCCUCUUACCCUACUUCUGCGGACAGGACCAGAGAUGCCUGAUUCUCAACCACCCUUGGGCUCUGCGCGCGGCCAAGAGCAACAUGGAAAGGUACUACGCGGUGGUGGGCGUGGUGGAAGAGAUGAACGUCACUCUCCGGGUCCUGGAGGCUUCUCUGCCCGUCUUCUUCAAGGGAGCCUGGGAAGUGUACCACAACUUGAGCGUGCGCAAGAACCAGAAUCGACAGAAGGAGCACGUGUCCGAGGAUCUGAAGGCGGCCCUGAGGGCCAACCUGACGUCGGAGUACGAGUUGUACCACUUCGCGGUCCAGCGUCUGUACGCGCAGUACCGUCGACUGCAACUUAACCCGGCCACGUGAGCCACCGGAGGGAAACGUGGGACGUCAUUGCCGGCGACGACGCCUUUCCCUCCCGCUUCCGCAGAAUCCGACCGACGUCGUCUGCCUACAUUAGGAAAGCGGCGUUUUAAUUUAUAUUUUGCACCCGAAUAAAUUCUAUUUUCUACGUUGUUA